AACAAAACAAAAUAUGCCUUUUUGGGUAAAUAGUGUACAAAUACUAAAUCAUCUCAAAAAUACUUUCUAAACUUUCCAUUCCAAUAAAAUUAAAUUUGCGAAAAAAUGUUCAAAGUGGAAACAGGAUUGCGCAAUAAUCCAAGAUGGCCGACGAAAAGGCGCUUGAAUUUAAAAUUUUAGGGAAAUGUAGUCGUUCAAAAGCUCGAGUUUCUGUGAUAUCCUUGCCGCAUUACGAUGUAGAUGCUCCAGUAUUUAUGCCUGUCGGGACUCAGGGUACAUUAAAGGGCAUGACGUCAUAUCAACUAGAGAAAUUAGACUGUCAUAUAAUUCUUGGAAAUACUUAUCAUUUGGGGAUGAGACCUGUGAGUAUUCAUUUGUCGGACAUAUUGUGUGCUAUAUUUUAUAUAGUUAGUUGUACCGUUUCUAGUUUUCAGUUGUUGUACAAAUUAUAAGUAAUCUAAUGAUAAUUUGCUUAAUUUAUAGUGUAGUCUGUAGUGUUUCUUCCAUUAGUUAGUAUGUUGAUUUGACCCAAUUAGUACUCAUUUCCGCCAAUUAGUAUGCUUAUUUACUUAAUUAGUAUGCUAGUCUGCCUAAUUAGAUACUCAUUUGCCAAAUUAAAAUGUAGGAUUACCCCAUUGGUUUGCAGGAUUAUCUAAUUAUAUGCUAGUUUACCUAAUUAGUAUGCUGGUUUACCUAAUUAGUAUGUUGAUUGACUAAUUAGUAUGCUAGUUUAUGUAAUUAAUAUGCUGGUUAUUUUGCUUGCUGCAUAUUCCAGCUAUUUAUAGAUCUGUUGUCAUGCUCAUUUAUUUCAGGGAACUGAUGUGUUAGAAAAAGUUGGAGGCCUUCACAACUUUAUGAACUGGAAAAGAGCUAUGUUAACUGUAUGAUUAUUUGAUAUGAUAAUCAAUCUCGUUCCCCGAGUUUGCGAUCCUCGGGAAGGAACGCGAGGCUCUGGCCGUUGAAUUGGAAUGCGUAGUUCAAUCUUAGCCAGGAUUCAUGGAUUAUCCCAGAGCCUCGCAUUCCUUCCCGAGGAUCGCAGGCUCGGGGAAUGAGAUUGUAUGAUAAUAAGUUAUGACUUUAUUUCGAAGGCAGAUUAUUGUAUUUGACUAUUUGUCACUCGCUGUAGGACAGUGGUGGCUUUCAAAUGGUAUCUCUAUUAAAACUCUCAGAAGUCAGUGAAGUAAGCUUUUCUAAAGUUUUAUUGCACUAUUGAGAAUUGUGUCUUUAUUUAUCUUAUAUUACUUUGAAUUCAAUUCUAAUUAAUUCUUAAUUAACUUAUAAUUAAUCACAAUUUGUGACUUGUAGUGAUUAAAACUCCAACAAUAAACACUUCUAAUCAACACUUCUAAUAAACACUUGUAGAAUUUUCUGGUUGGCAAUCAAAACUUCUUAUUGACAAUAGAUUAUAUUGUCUGCCUUAAUUUCAAGCUAUUAAUAGUUUUGUAUCCAAUCAAGCAAAUUCAAAAAGUGUCUAUUAACUCCUAAUUAACUAUUAACAAACAAUUAAUUCCUAAUUCAGUGCUAAUUGUAAAGUUGUAAUGAACUACAGGAAGGUGUGAAGUUCCAGUCACCUCAUGAUGGGUCAGAAAUGUUACUCAGCCCAGAAAAAUCCAUGGAGAUCCAGAAUACAAUUGGGGCAGAUAUUAUGAUGCAACUUGAUGAUGUCAUCAGUAGCCUCACAACAGGGUCGAGGGUUGAGGAGGCUAUGUACAGGUCAAUACGCUGGCUAGAUAGAUGUAUCAAAGCACACAAAAGACCUGCGGAGCAAAACCUCUUUCCUAUUAUUCAAGGAGGACUGGAUCCCAAGUUGAGGGAAAUAUGUUGUCAAGGUAGCUGCAACAUCAUUACACGGUGGUCAAGAAGCCAAAAAAUCAAAUUUUAUCCCUGAAUACAUCCUUCUGGAAAGUUUGUCACUUUGGCUUUAGAGCUGAAGCAUGUAUUUAUUUGCCUCCAAAUUCAAGACUACUACAUAUAAUGAAGAGUUGACAUUUUCUCACUCUGAUAACUGUGCAGACGUCUCCUCUGCAGGCAACUUUGCAGCUUCUCAAACGCAAAUUAUGUUAAAUACCGGUACAAGCGCAGCAAACCUCGGUCUCAUCAACUUUACAGUAAUUGCUUUUACUAUCCCCAACUACCAGGCACGUCUUAGCUAAAUACUACGACAAUACAUCAUAAAUAUUGCGUUGUGCCCUUUUAAAGAAAUUUCGCUGUUUGGGGAAGCCAAACAUUGAAGUCUUCGUAAUCUUUUCACUUAGUUCAGACACAAACGACAAUAUCUUACUAAAUGGCAGUUACUUAUUGUAUCUAGAAAUGGUAAAACGAGACUGUCCUGGCUACGCCAUCGGAGGUCUGAGUGGUGGCGAGGAGAAAGAACAGUUUUGGAAAAUGGUUUCAUUAUGCACAGAUUAUCUUCCUGAAAAUAAGCCAAGAUACUGCAUGGGAAUUGGGUAUGCUAUAAACCUGAUCAGCUAAGAUAUCAAUGAGCAGACUAACACUACAUAACUUGUGCCUAAAACUGUCGCAUGCAACCUGCUUACAACUUGAGUUGUACUGUGUAAGUCAAGCACACAACUCGCUUAUGUUGUCGUAGAUGUGUGUGCCAUCUGGUGCAUGAAAGACUCUAGAGUCUGCGUUGCAGGUUGCCUAAAAUACUUGCUUUUCUCAUUCUAGAUAUACGACUGAUUUGAUAGUGUGUGUUGCUCUGGGUGCAGACAUGUUUGAUUGUGUAUACCCUACCAGAACAGCUGUAAGUACUUGUACAGACACCUCUCUAAUACGGACACUUUGAUCUCUGCUGUAUUUUUUAUUUUAAUAUUUUAUUUUGUAGCGUUUUGGCACCGCUCUGACAGCAACAGGUCAACUGUCGUUAAGACAACAAAAAUUUGCGAGCGAUUUUACUCCAAUAGAAAGUGACUGUCUGUGUUCAACUUGUCGGAAACAUUCGCGAGCUUACGUCCACUCGUUGUUCAGUCGUGAAGCUGUCGGGUGUCAUCUUAUUACAGUCCAUAAUAUCUAUUACCAGGUAUGAAUAUAUAAUCAAUUCAAUUUUGACCAAACACCACACAUUUUCUGGGUCCGUCUGUUUCCUCCUGUAGUAACACUGGAUCAAUAAGGAUUGACUCUUACUGGACCUCUAGGGAGAACAGUUUAGAACUGAUAGAGCUAUCCAGUAUAAAUAAAGUUAGUUUAGUUCAGGUUUCCUGCUGUAGUACCACUGGAUCAAUAAGGAUUGACUCUUGCUGGACCUCUAGGGAGAACAGUUUAGAAAUGAUAAGUAGUAGAUAAGUUAGUUCUUGAUUUAUAUUAUCAAAUAAACACACAUAAUCAUGAUCUUGUGUUCUUUGUUUAGAUGAGAUUAAUGAAAGAGAUGCGUGAUAGCAUUAUGAACGACAAAUUUCCAGACUUCGUUAAGAAACGUUUUAAUUUGUUAUAUCCAGAUAAAAACUUUCCACCAUGGGCUGUGAAUGCUCUCUCUUCUGUUGGGAUAACUCUGGAUUGAGGUGGCAAGACUAGUUGUGUCGGUGUGACUGUCGUCUCACUAAGCACUAUCGCACUAGACUGCGAGCGGUCCCUCCUUUCUCCGGAGGGACUGCUCGCGGUCUAUGUCGCACAGCAAAUGGUUGUCAACCAGCAGUUAUCAAAAUUCUUUUAUGUUGUAGUCUUGGAUUUGGAAGCAAAUAGACAUAACUUAGAGCUUUACUAAUGUAAAUGUCCUUGCUCCUAUAAGUGUCGACAGUGACCACCAAACCAAUUCUGUUUGACCUGAUGGGGUUUUUAUUUAUUAAUAAUAUCUAAUAAUAGAUCAGUGCUCUUUAACAAACAUAAAAUAUAUACAUAGCUUUACAUAGUUAUAAUAAUAAUAAUAAUAAUGAUUUAUUAUCAGUAUUUCCAUACAAUGGCUCUUCACCUGAUAAAACUACUACUACAAUAUCUAAAGAAAUAGUAAGAAAGUUGUAAACCUAGACCUAAGCAUUACAAUUAAAUAGUGAGACAGCAUUGCUUUAAAAUAUUAAAAGUUUGUCUGGAGAAGUCUCUAUGAUCUGUG
Paramuricea clavata is the source of this 4045-nucleotide messenger RNA. NCBI's taxonomy places the organism in Eukaryota, Metazoa, Cnidaria, Anthozoa, Malacalcyonacea, Plexauridae. The record is from the annotation of a GenBank genome assembly.